UUACAUACAUUUGACAUUGACAGACUCUGAAUAAUCGUCUUGUGUUUUUGUGAUUGGAAUUAUUGUACGUCGAAUUCGAGAUUUUUGCAGAGAGAAAAAAGGAAUGAAUGCUGUUGUAGCACUAUGCCACUUCUGCGAAAGCCAUGGUCCUAGUUCAGUUUUCUGUACGCAAACGCUACGAGACUCCAAGAUCGAUGAGCAAUUAUUCAAUUUCGAUGGAAAUAAAGUGUGUUCUGCGUGCAACUCAAUUGGACUAUCCCUCGGUAUGCUAAGUCGUGACGAAGAGAGCAAUGCAAAUUUCUUGAGCACACAGACACCAGUAAUAACCGAAGUAGUAUCACUAGUAAAGCAAGCAGCUGUAAGGAGUCUUAGCUGUGAAGUCAGUUCGAACAAAGACGGUGGUUUCGUUUUCUUUGGCGACUCGGCGCGAGGACAUGUACUUAGCCACACAUUUCAAAUACGGGAUUCUCAAGCCCGUGGUUUCUACAAGCUGUUUGCCAUCGUGAUAGUCAUGAAGGACAAGAUGUUCCUAUUGAAUAUUCAACCGUUUCUAUCCGAAAAUCUGACGAAAAUAUCGACAAUCCUGAAAAACUACGCAUUGGAUACAUAUAAAGCGGAGCAGUCGAAAUGUUCCGAAAGAGCGCAGCGAUUAACUUCCGGACAACCGAAUACUCAGGCACCACGAUCCUUAGCCGAAUUAACUGGUGAAACGAAUAUAUACGCAGAGCUACACACUCACUUCACGUGGAUACUAUGGGCAGGUGCACGGUGUUUGUCUGAGUCAUUAACAUUAGGAAGUCCAACAGUGCCGCCGUUCAUUGGUCGAGACACCGAGGAAGGAUUUUCACUGGUUCAAAUGGACAAGGAAGGAUGGCUGCUCAAUAAAUAUGGCUUGGAUAAUGAUGACGAUGAAUUUUACUCGCUACGAAAAUGUAAAGAAAUUCUCAGAUCUGACUUUGUGGCAGUAUGCUAUUGCGUGAUUGUUGGCCUACAGGUGAUACUACGAGGACCGUCGUCGAAGACAAUCAUUUUAAUGAAAUCAUUACGAAAGUUAUUACCGGAAUCGAUGCACACAUUGAUUCGAAGUGAUAGUCAACGGUACGUGCCUCCCACCGAAUGCAAAUUAUUGUCAGUUGUACCUGAAGUAGCUGUGCCCCAACCGUGCAGUACGAUUUUUCGUGUUGAUUUCAUUAGCAAUGACGAUUUAGUAAGUGUCAAGUGGACUGGAGAAAUGCCUACGAAAUAUCCAGAUCUGUUAACGAAAGUUAUUAAAGCGGUGGACGAGAAAUUAUUUACCGAUUUUGUUUUAUACAAACAUCUCAAAGUGCUUGUCGAGGAGUGGAAAAACAAAAUUCUAUGUACCAAAAAGGUGACGUCGAGCCAAGAUUUGGCCAAACUGAAGAAAAUUCUUGGAAUUCAGCAACACGAUCAAAUGCUCGUAAAUUAUUGGAGCAACUGGCUGUAGCAAUGUAAUACUUGUAUAUGUGUAAUUCUCGAAAAUAAAGUCCGAUUUGUCAAGUUCCAAUUGUUGAUUUAUAUUUCCGUAAGAACAUAAAUUUCACAAAAAUUGUUUACUUCUUGUAACCACAGCUACGUCUGCGACCUCUAGCCCGUUCAAAUUUACGUCCCUUGGAGCGUACAUAUGGUCUGGUGUGUGAAUGUGGCACACCAGGUGCUUUGCCGAAGUGCUUAUUAGCUGUACGGGCCGUACGUUUACCUUGGAUCAAUAGAGUUCCCUUGCCAGUUGGUGAACGCGUUGCCAAUUGAUCGAAA
Bradysia coprophila is the source of this 1773-nucleotide messenger RNA. RefSeq names its product folliculin (gene BHD). Gene Ontology annotation, cellular component: cytosol. Gene Ontology annotation, biological process: negative regulation of transcription by RNA polymerase II; positive regulation of transforming growth factor beta receptor signaling pathway; positive regulation of TORC1 signaling. Gene Ontology annotation, molecular function: GTPase activator activity. The record is from RefSeq and is a predicted model, not a curated record. NCBI's taxonomy places the organism in Eukaryota, Metazoa, Arthropoda, Insecta, Diptera, Sciaridae.